Molecule: messenger RNA, 3032 nt
Organism: Epinephelus lanceolatus (giant grouper)
Lineage: Eukaryota; Metazoa; Chordata; Actinopteri; Perciformes; Serranidae
Source: RefSeq, a predicted model, not a curated record
CUUCAUAAAUUGUGACGCUUAAUAUAGUUUCAGACUUUUAUUUUAAAAUGCCGUACCGGAAGUCUCGCGUCUAUCUGCACGUGCGCUGACGCUGAGAGAGCUCGAGCCUCCAGCAGCAGCAGGAACGCCCUGCAUCCUCUCUCCUCUUCUCCAACAUCCAUCCGCCGUCCGUGUGUCCCGGCUCUCCUCUGCUCCUCCAGCCGCGGAGGAGCUACUCUGAACGGGAAGGAAGACGAAGCAAAUCUCGCUGGAAGAAAAUGGCCUUUUAACACCUGAGAGAAUAAACCCAGGAGAAGAGACAUGGUUCCUUUGGCUUUUUCCUUCCUCCACCGCCGCCUCCUCCUCCUCUUCCUCGCUUCCCUGAGCUGCUUCCCCGCUUCUGCUGACAGGAGAUUCGGUUGCCUGUUUGAGAACGAGCUGUGUUCACCAUAUGAGAUCUGUGUAAACGAUGGUAUGUUUGGGAGGUGUCACCCUGUUCCAGUAAAGGAGGUCUACACCUACGAUGUUUCCCCGUCUGUAGUGCAACACUUCAGGAUGCUGCUGGAGAAGCUCUCUAACAGAGAUCUGACAGUUUCUGGAUGGAUGUAACCAACAUUGUAAUAUAUGCUGAUGAUCCUCAUUCAGAGCACAUCAAGUGAGAGUUGAGGAAAAGAGCUGAGUGUUGCUUGAAUCCGAACACAGACCUGUUUUGAGGAAGUGAAACUUUCAGGCGUUUGCUGUCAGGUGAAAUGGCGCAGAAAGGAGUUCAAGUGGACCAUGAAAAAUUCUGCUGUUCAAUCUGUCUGGAUCUACUGAAUGAUCCGUUGACUAUUCCCUGUGGACACAGCUACUGCAUGAACUGUAUUAAAACCCACUGGGAUGGAGAGGAUAAGAAGAGAAUCUACAGCUGCCCUCAGUGCAGGCAGACCUUCACACCGAGGCCUGUCCUGCUGAAAAACACCAUGUUAGCAGAUUUAGUGGAGGAACUGAAGAAGACUGGACUCCAAGCUGCUCCUGCUGAUCACUGCUAUGCUGGACCUGAAGAUGUGGCCUGUGAUGUCUGCACUGGGAGAAAACUGAAAGCUCUCAAGUCCUGUCUGGUGUGUGUCGUCUCUUACUGUGAGCAGCACCUUCAGCCUCAUUAUGAUGUAGCUCAGUUAAAGAAACACAAGCUGGUGGACCCCUCCAACAAGCUCCAGGAGAAGAUCUGCUCUCGUCAUGAUGAGGUGAUGAAGAUGUUCUGCCGUACUGAUCAGCAGUGUAUCUGUUAUCUCUGCUCUGUGGAUGAACAUAAAGGCCACGACACAGUUGCAGCUGCAGCAGAGAGGACUGAGAGGCAGAGAGAGCUUGGAGUGAGUCGACAAAAAAUCCAGCUAAGGAUUCAUGACAGUAAGAAAGUUAUGAAGCUGCUUCAACCGGAGGUGGAGGCUAUCAAUCGUUUCACUAAUAAAGCAGUGGAGGACAGUGAGAAGAUCUUCACUGAGCUGAUCCAUUUCAUCCAGAAAAAAAGCGCUGAUGUGAAGCAGCAGGUCAGAUCCCAGCAGAAAACUGAAGUGAGUCGAGUCAAUGAAUUUAAGAAGAAGCUGGAGCAGGAGAUCACUGAGCUGAAGAGGAAAGACGCUGAGCUGAUGAAGCUCUCACACACAGAGGAUCACAACGAGUUUCUACAAAAUUACUCCUCACUGUCACCACUCAGUGAAUCUACAGAGUUGCCCAGCGGCAAAAGCCGUCCUCUGCAGUACUUUGAGGAUGUGACAGCGGCUGUGUCAGAGGUCAGAGAUAAUCUACAGGACGUUCUGAAUAAGAGGUGGCCAAAGCUUUUACGGACAGUGACUGAGGUGGAUGCCUUACUGUCGCAACAACUGAGAACCAGAGAGGAAUUCUUACAGUAUGCAUGUCACCUCACACUGGAUCCAAAUUCAAAGAGCUACUUGAUGCUGUUAUCUAAGAGGAACCGUAAAGUAACAACUUUUCCAGGGAACAUAUUCUUAUCACAUUCUGACCCCUCAGCUGGAUUCACUGAUCUUUGGCAGGUCCUGAGUAGAGAGAGUCUGACUGGACGUUGUUACUGGGAGGUGGAGUGGGAUGCACUAGUCACAAUAGCUGUUGCAUACAAGGAUAUGAGCAGAUCAGGGGCCUAUAAUGAAUGUACAUUUGGAGAAAAUGACAAGUCUUGGGCAUUAUGUUGUUUUGCUGAAUAUGAAUUCAAACAUAACGCGAUUAGUACUCCAGUAUCGGGUACAUGUCAAUGGGGCAACAAAGUGAUAGGAGUGUUCCUGGAUCAUAAGGCAGGUAUUCUGUCCUUUUACAAAGUGGAUGAAACCAUGACUCUCCUCCACAGAGUCCAGACCACAUUCACUCAGCCUCUCUAUGCUGGACUUGCUCUUCAUUAUUCUAGAGGAGACAAUGCUGAGCUGCGUGAGCUAAAGUAGACAGGAAUUUUUCAAGUGGCAAUGGGAUAGAUUUUUUUUUUUCUGUAUUUUAUUCUGCUGUGUUGCUAAGCACUUAUUAAUUUGGUGUUCAUGCAUAGUGUGUCCCAAAUAUCAACUGUCACUCAAACCCAGUGUAGUCAUUGUAUUUUCUGUUCGUGUUUCUGUAGGUGGCAGUCACAGCUGUGGUGGCAAUUACUGCUUAUGUUAACAGUGCAGCACUGUGGCUCACUAAAGAGACGUCUAUAUUGGUGUAAUCACUACUGCAGCCAAUCUGCAACACAGACAAGUUGAACAUGCUUAGACAUAUACUGUGGUGUCAUUUCAUAACUAUUGUAUUUUUAUGCAUAUCCUAAUGCCUUGAAAUUACUGCUCAUUUGAUUGCUGUAAAAUUAGCUGUGUUGUCCUCCUGUAACAUUAUCCCUACAUUAUCUUUUCAAUAAGGAAUUGCAGUGUAAAUAUAAUUAAUGCUAUCUUAAUCAAUGAGGAAGAGGUGAGAUGUUUAGUUGAUUUAUUGUGUGGGUGAAGUGAACAUGUAGUGAACAAAUGUCUAUUACAAGGAUUUAGCAAUUGGAUGUCUGAAAAAGCUUCACAAAUAUAAAUAAAAUGAUUGCUAAGAAUGAA